UCGGUCUAUGAUAUUCUUCCGAGGUUCUGAAAAGGAAAGUCUUUUCUAUAUUCUUCAAUAUAAGCCAUUUGGAAAAAAGUAGGUUCCUGAUUCUCAUUCAAUAAUUUCAAUUUCAGUAGUUUUCAGAUCACUGUACAAAACCUUACUUUUAUCACCAUACCCCACUUAUCUUGGCAGUUGGCUCCUUUCAUAUUCAGGAUUAGUGAUAAAAGUAUUCAACUGUCAAAUUGCAGUGUAUUGAGGCUUAAGGUAUUCGGAGAGUGGUUUAGGUAUGGAAACCAUACAUCCAGCUUCAUUCGUGUCAAAUUCAAGUUGGUUGAUGCAGCAAAGGAAAAGCACGAUGUGGACAAGAGAAGAGAACAAGAAAUUUGAGCUCGCUAUUGUAAUCUAUGAUGAAAAAACUCCCUACAGAUGGCAUAAGGUGGCAUCCAUGAUCCCUGGUAAAUCAGUUAUUGAUGUGAUAAACCAGUACAGGAAACUGGUGGCAGAUAUUACUAAUAUUGAAGCUGGUUUGGUUCCGAUUCCAGGAUACUUGGCUGCUGCUUUCACAUUAAAAUUGGGAGAAAAUCGUGAUUUUGACGCUUUUAGGAAGAGAGGGAGGUCUUGCGAUCAAGAAAGAAAGAAAGGUGUACCAUGGACAGAGGAGGAACACAGGCGUUUUCUAUUGGGACUAGAAAGACACGGAAAAGGCGACUGGAGAAAUAUAUCGCGAAAUUUUGUGUUCUCCAAAACACCUACUCAAGUUGCAAGCCACGCUCAAAAAUACUUUCUAAGGCAGCUUACUGAAGGGAAAGAUAAGAGACGGCCAAGCAUCCAUGAUAUGACGACACCUCAUCUCACACGCACCACCACCAUGACUACUUGGUCAGAAUCUGUCGAUAAAAAACUUGACUCAACUGCCACUCCAAAAAAAUUACUCAACUGGAACAACAAAAAUGAUGGCGCUUUAACAAUAUUAGACUCGAUUGCAUAUCCACAAGAUAUUGCAAGAUUUCAUGGAAGAGCUGGGAGCAAUAUCUGUUCACUAUACUAUAGUUAAAUGCAUGCAAAUAGUGGAUUUGAAGUUAAGUGGCUAUGUCCUGUUGAAUUCGCUUUUGUGUUAAGUUAAUGUAUGCUAUAUGCUUAUUGCAAUCUUCUCUGAAUAAACACUGUUGAAUCAUUCUGUAUAACUCUACCUGUUUUGAGUUAAUGCAGCUGUGUCUAAAUUCCUUAUUAUUAUCACCAUUCUUUAGUCUGUUAACAGGGCAAGUGACCAAAGGUUCUUGAAUCAGAAACUUGAAUAAAGAGUUUAAGCCGUAUUCAUUUAAA
Molecule: messenger RNA, 1308 nt
Organism: Olea europaea var. sylvestris
Lineage: Eukaryota; Viridiplantae; Streptophyta; Magnoliopsida; Lamiales; Oleaceae
Product: transcription factor DIVARICATA-like
Exons: 2
Coding region: 272-1039 (255 amino acids)
Molecular function (GO): DNA binding
Source: RefSeq, a predicted model, not a curated record